CAGACAGCCAGUUGCUGCUGCUGCUCACUAAGCCCCGGGCAUUUGCUUUCAGGCAGCAGUGGCAAUGGUGCUGCCAGUGAGGAGGGAAAGAUGCUGCCAUCGGGGAGAUAAGAGGAAUCAGGCAUCUACGUUUAAAGCAUCCUCCUGCUCCUCCUCAGAACUUCCUAUUUCCCAAAACAUCUGUAACAAUCAGCAGCAGAGCUGGAGCUGAGCAGCCAGCAAUAACAGAGCUGUUACUGCUGUUUUACAUCAGUUGAUAUUUUGCAAAAGACAUCUCUUUGGGUUCAGAUCACAACCUUUCCAUCCAGUUUUUAAAUGACUAGUAAAGAUUUACCUUUCCAAUAUGAUAUCGGAAACAGAAGCAACUAUGUGGGACGUGGCCAUGAAGCGCAAGUUGAGCACUUCAGUGCAUAUAUUUGCAAACCCCCUUACAAUACGAACAAAGCUGUGAUUGUGGUCCAUGAUAUAUACGGAUGGCAGUUCCCGGACACCAGAUAUGUUGCAGAUAUAAUUGCAGCUAAUGGAUUCUUAACCAUUGUCCCAGACUUUUUUCUGGGGAAAGAGCCUUGGAAACCUACUAAUCAUUGGCACAAUUUUGCGGACUGGCUAAAGAACCGAGAUCCUAUGAAAGUGGACAAGACUGCUAACGUUGUCUUGACGUAUUUAAAGAAGGAAUGCAACGCAAAGAAGAUUGGUAUCGUUGGAUUUUCCUGGGGUGGAAUGGCUGUACAUCAUUUGAUGCUGACAAACCCUGAAUUAAAUGCUGGGGUGUCUCUCUAUGGAAUCAUCAGAGACUCUGAGGACAGAUAUGAUUUGCUGAAUCCUACCUUUUUCAUUUUGGGUGGAAAAGAUCACACCAUUUCUUCUGAUCAGGUCACUUUGCUAGAGAAGAAACUGGAAGAAUAUUGUAAAGUGAACUAUAAGGUUAAAGUGUAUCCUGGUCAAGUUCAUGGCUUUGCUCAGUGUAAGCCUGAGGACAUGAAGCCUGCAGAUGUGCCUUACAUGGAGGAAGCAAGAAUGGAUAUGAUUGACUGGCUGAAUAAAUAUAUUAUGUUUUAAAAGCUGAAACCACUUUAAUUUUAUCCUCAAUGCACUCUAUUUUUUCACUAAAAUAUUUGUGAAUUGUAGUGUUCACCAUCAGACUCUGAGAAAUUGUGCUUUAAAGAAUUGCAAUAAUAAAUAUUGAA
Hemicordylus capensis (graceful crag lizard) is the source of this 1187-nucleotide messenger RNA. Its product is annotated as carboxymethylenebutenolidase homolog. NCBI's taxonomy places the organism in Eukaryota, Metazoa, Chordata, Lepidosauria, Squamata, Cordylidae. The record is from RefSeq and is a predicted model, not a curated record. Gene Ontology annotation, molecular function: hydrolase activity. The transcript has 7 exons. Bases 316 to 1059 code for a protein of 247 amino acids.